Messenger RNA from Tribolium madens (black flour beetle), 431 nucleotides. Its product is annotated as serine palmitoyltransferase small subunit A. Lineage: Eukaryota; Metazoa; Arthropoda; Insecta; Coleoptera; Tenebrionidae. The coding region runs from base 93 to 353 and encodes 86 amino acids. The transcript is spliced from 2 exons. The record is from RefSeq and is a predicted model, not a curated record.
GACAAUUUUUCUCAAAGUUACUAGAUUUGACAAGUGCAAGUGUUUAACCUCAAAAUUCGUGUCGUCUUUAAAAGGGUUUUAAGUGGAAAAAAAUGGGAAAAGGCAUUGUUGGGUUCAUAAAUUAUUGGUAUUUUCGGUACCUUCUGGUCACCGAAUUGUAUAUGGUCGAAAAAUGGGAGAGAGUAAUGUUUCACAUUGUAAUUUUGUUGUUAUUGUCGCUACUUUCCCUUUUUAAUACAACUGUUAUUCUUGGACUUGUGUCUUGGGUGACCCAAAUGAUUUUCUUUCAAAGCUAUUUUGUCGAAACUAAUGAACAACAUUCCCCAAAUGAAGCAAUACAUGGCGAGUUGUAACACCAUAACCAAAGACGUAUUAUAAACAUACUUUUAUUUAUAUCUGCACAUGUUACAAUAAAAUAAUAUAAACAGUUA